ACUGAACAAAAUUAACUCAACUUUUUUAUUUGUUUGAAUACUAUUUAGUUGUGCACAUCCUAAAACAAAAUGGACACGUCUGUUAUUCUACCAGUCGAAGCAGAAGGUUUAAUUCAGAGUUUGACGACUUUUACUCUAAAAGACGUGGGAUCUUCUGGAUGGUUCAAGCAGCAUGAGUACAUUGAAAAACUGAACAUGCAGGCCAUUGUAAGUGCUACUGCCAAGCAUGAUGAAUUUGUGAAAGAGCUUUUGGUGUCCCAUGGAAAGAUUGCAGUGCUUGUUCAUGAGAUGAUUCUGAUUGAGGUCUGGAAACACAAAGUCUUCCCUAUUUUAUGUCAACUUCAAGAUUUUAAGCCCCAAAACACAUUUCAGCUUUACAUAGUGAUCCAUCAUGAAGCCACCAUAAUAAACCUACUUGAAACUAUAAUGUUCCAUAAGGAGUCAUGUGAAGCAGCUGACGACUCUGUUUUGGACCUGGUGGAUUACUGCCAUCGUAAACUCACCCUGCUUGUUAGUAAAGUGACCAGGAAGGGCAACGCAAUGCAUGAAAACCUCAGCAAUGUGAAUAUAGUUGGCGUUUCUUCUAUUGAGGAGUUGCAAAACCAAAAUGCUGCUCUGGAGUUUGAGAUUUCACUAAAGGCUCUCUCAGUCCUGCGUUAUAUCACCGACCACGCAGACAGCAUUAGUGUUAUAAACCGCUUGCUGUGCACACACAACAUCCCCUGUGUCUUGGUUCAGCUAAUCGACUGCUGUCCUUGGAGUCGUCAUAAAGCAGGUCAGAUUGAAAAGUACAUAAAUGGCAAAUGGCAGAAGAUUCCAGAUGAGGAUCGGUUAAAGAUUACUAAACUGGACGGCCAGGCCUGGAUUGCCUUGUACAAUCUCCUUCUCAAUGAAAACUGCCAACAGAAAUAUGAGUUCAACAACUACAACAAGAACCAGCUUCUUAAGUUGCGGAGUUUCCUGACUGAAGUUGUGAUUGAUCAGUUCCCAGUCCUUGUGCAUCUGCAGAGGUUUCUGGCUCAUCUGGCCAUCACUGACCCCGUCCCUCCGAAAAAAGGCCUCAUACUAGAACAGAUACCAGUAAUGUGGAACCAUAUUGUGACUGAAAACAAUGGGAAAUAUAAAGCAAUUGCCAAGUAUCAAGUAAAAGAAACCUUCAGUCCUUCUGACAGUGAACUGAGGCAACAGGCACAGAGGUUGGCUCAGACAUACAACCUGGAGGUGAUGGAAAGUUUACUGCCAGAGAAACCCAAGUGUGGAUCCUGUGGAAGAGAGGCCACAAAAAGAUGCUCCCGGUGUCAAGGAGAAUGGUACUGCAACAGGGAAUGUCAAGUGAAGCAUUGGCCCAAGCACAAGAACAGCUGCCAGCUGAUAGUUGAGAGCACUGAGAAAAUUCAAAAGGACUUGCUAAAAGAAUGAGCCAAAUGAGAGCGUGUUAAACCUAUAUAUGUUAGGGGAAACAUUUGUUGGAGAUAAUGCAUAAAGAUUAUUUUCAAAUGAACAUGUACAAGUGCUUAGCUACUACAUAAACUUAAACAUUUAAAUUUUUCUGACUGGGGGUCUGCCGCUUGCCUAUAUAUCAUCUAGAAUUUCACAUUAAGGAGUGGCUUUUUAUCUUGCAUUUAUUCAACAGAGGCUAUUACUAUUGAACAAAUGCUAAAAACAAAAACAUGCAUUCCUACUGUGACUGACCUGCAACUUGGUCAGAUGGUAUCACAUGCUUGUGUUAAUGGAGAUAGAUAUGUUUAGUGCCUUAUUUUGGAACAUUUUAGACCAAGUAAACUCCAUGAAGAUAAGCAGGUGGUGAACUCUCCAAUAGAAAAGUUACAUAGUGUACCUUAAAAAGCCCUAUAUUACACAAAACUGACUCUUGUAAGCUUCAUGUUAUGCUGUUACCUCAUCAAAAACUAGAUUUGAACUUCAUUCCAUUCAUAUAUGUUUGAGUUACACUUUAUUAUUUAUCUGUCUACAUCUACAAUACUCAGAAUGCUCUGCUACACCGUAUGAUGUCAUAGUAGUAGUUUCCAAGUUAACAGAUAACAUUUACCUUUAGUUCAGUAGAGACUGGCAAUUCCACAUGACCUCACAAGGUGGGACGGAGUGUUUUCUUUUUGAGAGAAGAACACAGCCAUAUAUGCAUGAUUUCUGUGUUAAGUGUAUGUGAAUGAAACAAAACACAACUCCAGCUGUGUUUUUGAUGAGGAAACAACAUAAUUGAGAAGCUUCUUGUGGAAAUAUUGUGAUUUAGUUUCUCCCUGGGUAAAAAUAUCUUGACUUUUUGAACAUGUCAAUCUGUAAAUAAAAUGAUAAUGAUAAAAUGAUAAAAAUAAUUUGGACUAAUUAAUGUUUACUAAUUAAAGUGUGAUCAGGGCUGUUCAUUAACCUGAUGUUGUCUGACUUUGGAUACAUACAGGUCAUUUGGAGUUUCUUAUUGUGAGUGUGGUUUUGGGGGUGGGGGCCUCACGCCUACUCAGCUGUUCCAGGCACCGUCCGUCCGUGAGAGAAACAGAACACUCCGGAUGUCAGCAGCCUCAUCUGAUCACUCUCUCCUUUAUCAUACUCCUCUUGCUCUAUUGACUAAAAUGCUGUAAAAAUAGGAAGUAUUCCAGUUCUAUAAAUGAUUAUAAUGGAAAUAUGUAACUCACGGUAGAACUUCAUCGCAUCUACCGCGGUCUGCAUGGGCUGGAAACACUUUUUCAGAUGGAAGAUUUGACUGAUUUUAGCUGACAACGAGAUGGUUUCGUCUGUUUUGUAGAUGAUGGCUGACUGACCAC
Molecule: messenger RNA, 2774 nt
Organism: Boleophthalmus pectinirostris (great blue-spotted mudskipper)
Lineage: Eukaryota; Metazoa; Chordata; Actinopteri; Gobiiformes; Gobiidae
Gene: zmynd10
Product: zinc finger, MYND-type containing 10
Exons: 14
Coding region: 70-1419 (449 amino acids)
Biological process (GO): inner dynein arm assembly; motile cilium assembly; outer dynein arm assembly
Cellular component (GO): cytoplasm; centriolar satellite
Source: RefSeq, a predicted model, not a curated record